Medicago truncatula (barrel medic) is the source of this 881-nucleotide messenger RNA. RefSeq names its product elicitor-responsive protein 3. Bases 204 to 650 code for a protein of 148 amino acids. The transcript is spliced from 5 exons. The record is from RefSeq and is a predicted model, not a curated record. NCBI's taxonomy places the organism in Eukaryota, Viridiplantae, Streptophyta, Magnoliopsida, Fabales, Fabaceae.
UUUCGCAAGGAAAAAGUUGGAUCCAGGAAAAAUCCAACUUAAUUUAAUACUAUAUACUGAUUCAGGCAUUUUCUGGUACAAUAAUUCAUCCUUUACUUCAACUUUAAGAAACAUAAAUAUAUAUAUUAGAGAAGCAUCUAUAAUCAAAAGCUCUUUACCAUUUAAGAUUUGUGUCCAAACUGCAAUUCCAAAAUCAAAGAAAGAUGCCUCGUGGAACUCUUGAAGUUAUUUUGAUCAGUGCUAAAGGUCUUGAUGACAAUGAUUUUUUAUCUAGCAUAGAUCCUUAUGUGAUCCUUAGUUACAGUGGACAGGAGCACAAGAGUACUGUUCAAGAAGGUGCUGGAUCUAACCCACAAUGGAAUGAGACAUUUCUUUUCACUGUUUCUGACAAUGCUUCUGAGCUCAAUCUAAAGAUAAUGGAAAAGGACAACUAUAAUAAUGAUGAUAAUAUUGGAGAAGCAAUAAUUCCUUUAGAAGCAGUGUUUGAAGAGGGUAGCCUUCCAGAGAAUGCUUACAAUCUUGUGAAGGAUGAAGAAUAUUGUGGAGAGAUUAAGGUUGCUCUCACUUUUACACCUGAGAGAAAUGAUGAUCAGAGUUACAAUGAAGAGGAGGAGACUGGUGGAUGGAAAGAAUCAGCUAGUGACUUUUGAAGUGAAUGAAGAGGGGGAUACUUGUGGUGGAUUUACAUAUUUACAAGAUCCAUAAUUAUUAAUUAGUUCUACAAAAAAAAGUAUAUUUUGAGAACAUUUAGGAACUUUAAUCAUUGUGUUUUCUGGUGUGAUGAUAUCAUAGUGUUCUGUUUUGCUUUUCCCAUAACAUAAUAUUGUACUACUAUGCACUAAAAUUUAUUCAAGUGAAGCCAUAUUAUAUUUUGUUUGGAA